Molecule: messenger RNA, 684 nt
Organism: Trypanosoma cruzi
Lineage: Eukaryota; Euglenozoa; Kinetoplastea; Trypanosomatida; Trypanosomatidae
Exons: 1
Molecular function (GO): metal ion binding
Source: RefSeq, a predicted model, not a curated record
GAAAGUGUACCGCAACUAAUUCCAUCGGAGAUGAUUCUUCGCACCGCGGGUGCGUCGAAUGUAUACAGUGUAUUUGCUUACCCUGGAACCGGUAAGGCAAGGGAUAUGCUUACUACUGAGACUGCUGACACAUCUGGUAGCGAGAGUGGAAACUUGACUAACGUCAGGGCGCGUCAUUGUGCUCAUUUUCAGUUUAAUAAAAUGUGUAAUUUGGGAGAAUCAUGCAAUUUUAUUCAUUCUUUGGUUCCAUAUGUGCAGCGACUUUCUAUGUCUUCACAAGGUCCACUUUAUAAUUCAAUAGUGACACAACGUCCUCUUUUGAUGCCUUCUACCUCUAUGGCGCAUUUCAGUCGAUUUCCUAAUGGAAAUAACAACAAUGGAGUUGUCUCCUCAUAUUCAAUGGAGUUUAUGCAGCCCUCAAUGCUCCAUGUAUCACCUCAGACACAACAACAACAACAACAACAAAAACAACAACAAAAGCAACAACAAAAACAACUGCACCAGCAACCGCAACAUGCCAUGCCACCACCACCACCGACCGUGUCACACUUAAUACCAUCUCCCCAACCAAGUGAGCAUCUCAUGUACCAAAGUAACAUGUCUAUGAUGUCGUUGCCAAUGUACAUGUCAUCUCCCAUUUCAUCGACAUGGGACGGUGUUCGGUACGGUGCAAACUACCAAUGA